Molecule: messenger RNA, 1666 nt
Organism: Dermacentor silvarum
Lineage: Eukaryota; Metazoa; Arthropoda; Arachnida; Ixodida; Ixodidae
Exons: 4
Coding region: 201-545 (114 amino acids)
Source: RefSeq, a predicted model, not a curated record
AUUAGAUGGUUUUCUUUGUAUUUUUUUCUCAUUUUCAUUCCUCUAAGCUUGUAAACAUUCCCUCUUUGAGGCAAGUUUGUCUCAAAGAAAGCGCACUCUCUGGUGAAGCCUCUACUGGACGCACCAUCUUAGCUCUCGGACCUAAAUAAGCUCAUUUAUUAGUGACCCGCGCGCAAAAGCGUAGAACACACACAAGUAGAAUGAAGACGUCGGUAGCGCUCACCGUCGCAGUGGUUUUAUUCGGGGUGUUCACUGAAGUGACCGCCCGCCUGUUCACAACGGACUCCGCGUGCCACCGCCUACGCACAAAAGUGAAGGAGAAAGUACGCAGGCGCUGCAUCUACCUGUGUCACAUGCCUGAAGGGUACAUUAUGAUGGCACCUGAGGAAGACGGUACCCCUUGCAAGCGUUUAGUACACGAAGGUGUCUGCUUGCGAGGUCGUUGCCGCAGGCAGAGACCGCGAAAUGGAGGCCCCUCUACUAACCACGGUUCUGACAAUGAGCCAGUUCCUGAUUCGACGACGGCGAUCUUCCGUAACGAGUGACGACAAAUAUUUGAACAGUUCUCAUCACACCCUAUUGUCAUUUGACGACAUGCAUGCACUGAAUUCUGCCAGUUGUAAUGAGAGUACGUGUGACUGCAUAAUUUACUGCAUUGAAGUGAUCACUUCGUUAAAUACUAUUGACAAAGAUACGUUUACAGAUAUGGACACUGCUAGAAACGCAUGAAACUAUAGCCAGGGUGAAGCACAAGCAACCAAGAGAAGGAGGCUCAAUUCUAUAAUUUUUUGGUAUUGUGCAAAGCAAGCAGCUGCAAAACAUGCCUGACGAACAUGAUGAACGCUUGUCAGAACGAGAAUUUACAAUUCUGAGCCUUCGAGGAGACAUAUAAACAGCUGCGACAUGUGGUCAUGUUCCUCCAGUAAGUUAAGGCACCAGACAAAACAAAAACUGAAGAAAAAAACCUACGGAUGUGUGAGUUUCCUACUGUGUUGAUUUUGAGAAUUACUGACAGCAUCAAAAUAAUUUUUUUCUCGUUUUCUUGUCCUCUUUGCUGUGGUGAGUCAAAAUAAAUUUUUACGCCCACAUUCACUUUCAGUUCAAGGAGUGGAGGCGACGUCUAGUGCGCCUCUAGCUCCCGCCUGUUUUACUUGCCCUUCAUGUCCAGGAGUUUGAUAUUAUAAUUAUACGCACUAUCAGUAUAUAAUUAAUUCUAGGGAUGUUCCAAUAACGAAAAGUGCAUAUUAGUUACGAGUUAAGGCUUGCAGGUCUUCAUCCACCUUUUUCCAUCUGUCAAGCUACCAGAACAUAGCAAAAUUAGGUCUCGUGCGCUCUCAGUGUUGUCAUAAUAUAGAGAAGGCCUCUCCAGACUGAUGGCAGUGGCACGGGUGCUUCUUUCAGUGUUUCAACUUCUACGUGAACCCUUCGGUAAGAGCCAUAGCAAAGCGCACCCUGUUGAAACCAUGGAUUACCAUGCGCAGUUGUUCUUCCGGCGUGUGUUCAAACUGCUUAACAGGGUGGUAAUUUGGGCGAGUGGGAACUGUUCAGUCAGGAUUGCAAAUAGCGCACUACGCGAACAAGGGAUAGAAGCAACACGGUAUCGCUGUUUCCUUCGUGUUUUUUUUUUUUUACCGUGUUUGGCUUUAGUGCGCUAUUCGCCAUCAUG